Kickxella alabastrina is the source of this 567-nucleotide messenger RNA. RefSeq names its product E2 ubiquitin-conjugating enzyme. Gene Ontology annotation, molecular function: NEDD8 transferase activity. The transcript has a single exon. Gene Ontology annotation, biological process: protein neddylation. The coding region runs from base 1 to 567 and encodes 188 amino acids. The record is from RefSeq and is a predicted model, not a curated record. NCBI's taxonomy places the organism in Eukaryota, Fungi, Kickxellomycota, Kickxellomycetes, Kickxellales, Kickxellaceae. Gene Ontology annotation, cellular component: nucleus.
AUGCGCAGAAUCUGGAACCAGAAAAAGACAGACGUCGAGGCUCAGCGGCUCAAGCCCAAGGGCUCUCCUUCGCGAAUUCGGCUGCAAAAGGACAUGAGCGAGCUGGAGCCAGCCUCCGACACAGACAUUACGUUCCCAGACGCCUCCGAUCCCACACGGUUCAAUGUAGUCUACCGGCCGGCGCAGGGCUACUAUGAGGGCGGUGAGUUCCGGUUCACGUUUGAAAUCACAGAUAGCUUUCCACACGACGCCCCCAAGGUGCUCUGCUCGCAGACCAUCUACCACCCAAACAUUGACGUCGAGGGCCAUGUUUGUCUUAAUGUGCUGCGCGAGGAUUGGAAUCCUGUGCUUAACAUUCAGUCGGUUAUUUUUGGACUCAAGAUGCUGUUUUUGGAACCCAAUCCUGAGGACCCGUUGAAUAAGGAGGCGGCGCUUUUGAUGAUCGAGAACAAAACCCGGUUUGCCCACGUCGUUAGGGAGAGCAUGCGGGGCGAGAGGAUAGGCGGUGUGAGCUACCAGAACGUCAUGGAUCCGAAGUGGAAGGUCAACAAGCAUUUGGGGGCAUGA